Pyrus x bretschneideri (Chinese white pear) is the source of this 1007-nucleotide messenger RNA. RefSeq lists its product as uncharacterized. The transcript is spliced from 5 exons. NCBI's taxonomy places the organism in Eukaryota, Viridiplantae, Streptophyta, Magnoliopsida, Rosales, Rosaceae. The record is from RefSeq and is a predicted model, not a curated record. The coding region runs from base 172 to 822 and encodes 216 amino acids.
UGAGCAAUCUUCUCCAACUCGUCAGAGUCGGUCGGAACUCAGAAACUCAGAAGAGAGUGAGCGAGAGAGGAAGAGGAAAGAUAACAAAGAGAGUUGAACGGUGCCGUUUCGCAAGCCAUCUUCUUCCACGAGCCGAAAAAGCUUCGUCCCAAAACCUGCAACUUUCUCUGGAUGGAGGGAAGUUUUGCUCAUGAGCUCUACUCAGAAAGUUUAAGCCUAUCAAAAAUACAAUUGGAUGGUGAACCCAGUGCAAACAGUAUAGAAAGUGAUCGACAAGACCAUGAUAGGGUUGAAUCGUGUGAUGAAGAUGGAUCUUGGUAUGCUUCUGACGAUGAAUUGCAUGAACAAUCUGCUUUGCGCCGGGAAUGGCAGCGGAGACAUAACCAAUACCAUACGACUGGUUACCGUGAUGGUGUAAUAGCAGGAAAAGAAGCUUCUUCACAAGAGGGAUUUAAUAUUGGCUUUAAGAAAUCAGUCCUUGUUGGGUACAACUGGGGUCUUGUCAGAGGUGUAACUAGUGCGCUGGCUUGCCUUCCAGAUGGUUUAAAGGAGAAGUUGAUUGAAACAGAAGAACAACGAAAUGGAUUUCAAAGAUUGUUUGAAUCUGUGCAUUCUAUUUCAACAAAAGAUGCCCUCGGGUAUUUGUACGAUGAUAUGAUAGCCAAAAAAGAUAGAGAACAGAGUGAAAUUUCUGAUACUACCGGUUCUCUUGAAGUUGGCUCGCCAGAGAAAAUAGCACAUGUUAGCGGCCUAGGCAGUCAAUUUGCAGAACUCCAGUCACUUCUUGUCAAGUGUCCUGCAAUUAACGUACAUCUACCGUAGACGAGAUUAUUGUUGUAAUUUUGUGAGUAUUUAUUUGACAUUUGUGAAUUUAAGUUCUGAGAGUUAUUUGCUAGAGUUCCAUGUGAUAGGAUUCAUAAAUUUUGAGUAGCGUUUCCAAUUGGAUUCAUUCUGUUUAUAUGUGAUCUUGCGGGAAAUCUAAUUAUAAUUGUUUUCUUUUGCUACAA